Molecule: messenger RNA, 1714 nt
Organism: Ceratitis capitata (Mediterranean fruit fly)
Lineage: Eukaryota; Metazoa; Arthropoda; Insecta; Diptera; Tephritidae
Product: UDP-glucuronosyltransferase 2A3
Exons: 3
Coding region: 123-1691 (522 amino acids)
Molecular function (GO): UDP-glycosyltransferase activity
Source: RefSeq, a predicted model, not a curated record
AUAGCGGCCGCAUUGCUUAUAAUGGAUUUUUAAUAAAGUUGAAGAAGCAAAAAUACAUUUUUUUUUGUAAAUAAACGGAGAGAGGCAAUUAGUAACUAAAAAGUUGUCCACCAAUUGCAAAAAUGUUACUCCGAUCGAUUCCUGGUUUACUGCUGUUGGCUUUGAUCAGCUUUAGCGCCCACCAGCGGACGGAUUGUGCAAAAAUUUUAGCGAUAUUUCCCUUUCCGGGGCCUUCACAGUACAUUUGCGUGCAAGCCUAUUUGAAGGCGUUAGCAGGGCGUGGUCAUGAAGUCACCGUUGUAUCGGCUUAUCCACAGAAAAAGCCUUUACCAAAUUUUCGUGAUAUAUCUUUAGAAGAAGUGCUGAACGGCUACGAAGAAACCAUAGUGGAUGUGAUCACACAGGAACGUAAUAAAUGGCAAGAACUUAAUCUUUAUUAUGACUUCUUCACCGGUGGCACCCUUUCGGUGCUGAAAAGUGCAAACGUACAAAAGUUGCUACAAUCCGAUGAGCAUUUCGAUCUCGUCAUUGUGGAAGCGCUACAAAUGGAUGCUGUCUACGCAUUCGCGCAUCACUAUAAGGCGCCCAUAAUCGGCAUAUCUACGUACGGCACAGAUCCAACCAUUGACGAAUUGGUUGGUAAUACUUCGCCAAUUUCCUAUAUACCAUUGCCGCUUUCCGAAUUAAGUGAUCGCAUGAGCUUUUGGCAGCGUUUGGAAAACCUGUGGCAUCAUUUGUUGCAUCAACUGCAUAUGCAUUUCAUUUACUUACCGAAUCAGGUUGCCAUAUAUAAGGAAUACUUUCCCAAUGGCACAGCCGAUAUUUUGGCUCUGCGUAAGAGUUUCUCGUUGGUGCUUUUAAAUCAACAUUUCUCCAUAAGUUUUCCACGACCUUAUGUACCGAAUGCCAUUGAAGUUGCCGGCAUGCAUAUUAGUCAGAAACCGAAUCAACUACCGGCCGUCAUGGAGGGCUUCAUCAAUGCUUCUAAAGCCGGUGCAAUCUUCUUCUCUUUGGGUUCGAAUGUAAAGAGUAAGAACUUGUCAAAGGAAAAAAUAGAUAUAAUCCUACGUGUUUUCGCAUCGCUGCCGUACAAUGUACUUUGGAAGUUCGAGGCGACCGAUUUGCCGAAUAAACCGCAGAAUGUCUAUAUCGAUAAAUGGUUUCCGCAGUCCGAUGUUUUGGCGCAUCCCAAUGUCAAACUUUUCAUUUCUCACGCUGGCCUACUGAGCACUACCGAAGCGAUUCAUCACGCCAAACCGUUAGUCGGCAUGCCAGUCUUUUUCGACCAAUUUCUCAAUAUGAAACGCAUAAAACAUGCCGGCAUCGGUGUAUCUGUUAAUUAUAAGUCAUUCACAUACGACGAGUUACGAGGUGCCAUUCUGGAGGUGCUCGAUCAACCAAAAUAUACACAAAAUAUUCAGCAAAUGUCGCAGCUUUAUCAUGAUCGGCCUAUGAAGCCAUUGGACAAGGCUAUUUUUUGGACGGAAUAUGUGUUGCGUCAUGAAGGGGCGGCGCAUAUGCGCGUUGCGGCACAGGGAUUGAAUUUUAUUCAAUAUCAUAGUUUGGAUACGAUUGCGGUCUUUAUUGUUGGAGUGGUCUUAGCAGUCAUUUUGCCAGUAUGGGCCAUCUAUGGAAUUGUGAGUGGAAUGGUUAUGAGAGAUAGUGGUGGAGCAAAGUUAAAACAUAGCUGAUGAAUAAAUAUCUUAUACAUAUG